AUGGGCCGCUACUCGGGGAAGACGUGCCGGCUGAUCUUCAUGCUCGUGCUCACCGUCGCCUUCUUCGUGGCCGAGCUGGUCUCAGGCUACCUGGGCAACUCCAUCGCUCUGAUCUCCGACUCCUUCAACAUGCUCUCGGACCUGAUCUCGCUGUGCGUGGGGUUGAGCGCCAGCUUCAUCGCGCGCCGAGCUGCCAGGGGCCUCCAGGCCACCUUCGGCUACGGGCGGGCGGAGGUGGUGGGCGCGCUCAGCAACGCCGUCUUCCUCACCGCCCUCUGCUUCACCAUCUUCGUGGAGGCCAUUCUGCGCCUGGCCCGGCCGGAGCGCAUCGACGACCCGAAGCUGGUGCUGAUCGUUGGGGCUCUGGGGCUGGCAGUCAACGUGGUGGGGCUGCUCAUCUUCCAGGACUGCGCCUCCUGGUUCUCCUGCUGCCGCCGUCGCCGCCAGCAACCGGUUGAGAGCGGCGCUCGUGGCGAUUUUGGGGAGCUGCAGGGUGUCGAGAGCCAGCCGCAGGCCUCCACCCGGACAAACUCGGCUGUGACUCUCCGGGUGGCCCCAGCAGAAAGGAAGGAGAAGGGGGCAACGGUGUUCUCAAACGUAGCAGGUGAUUCCCUAAACACUCAGAAUGAGCCUGAAGAAAUGAUGAAAAAGGAGAAAAAGUCCGCAGCUCUUAAUAUCAGAGGUGUCCUUUUGCACGUGAUGGGAGAUGCUCUGGGGUCUGUGGUGGUGGUGAUCACGGCCAUCAUAUUCUAUGUGCACCCCCUGAGUCGGGAUGCCCCCUGUAACUGGCAGUGCUACAUUGACCCCAGCCUCACUGUGGUCAUGGUCAUCAUCAUUUUGUCCUCUGCCUUUCCACUUAUCAAAGAGACUGCUACCAUCCUGCUCCAGAUGGUUCCCAGAGGAGUCGACAUGGAACAGCUGAUGAGUAAGCUUUCUAACGUGCCUGGAAUCAGUAGUGUGCAUGAAGUGCACGUCUGGGAACUUAUAAAUGGAAAGAUUAUUGCCACCCUGCAUGUCAAGUAUGAAAAAGACAAGGGCUAUGAGGACGCCAAUGUGAAAAUUCGAGAAAUCUUCCACAGUGUGGGGAUCCACAAUGUGACCAUCCAGUUUGAAAAUGUAGAUUUCAAGGAGACUCCACAACAGAAGGACUUGCUCUUGCUGUGUAGUUCACCUUGCAUUUCCAAGAACUGUGUGAAAUACUUAUGCUGUCCCCCCGGGGCCUUGCCCCUGGCCCACGUCAAUGGCUGUGCUGAGCAGAACGGGGGACCGGUGCUAGACAACUACGGAAGUGACCACCUCUGUAGAAGAGAUAUGAUGGAUGUAGCCAUUGAAGUAUCUUCAGAUAGCUGCCUGAGUGGCCAAACACCAGCUCGUAAAAGUGCUCAGGAGGACCGCCACUAUGUAAACAGCACUCAUUUUUAA
Messenger RNA from Elephantulus edwardii (Cape elephant shrew), 1422 nucleotides. It is a transcript of the gene SLC30A10, whose product is annotated as solute carrier family 30, member 10. The coding region runs from base 1 to 1422 and encodes 473 amino acids. The record is from RefSeq and is a predicted model, not a curated record. Gene Ontology annotation, cellular component: membrane. Gene Ontology annotation, biological process: zinc ion transmembrane transport; manganese ion transport; detoxification of zinc ion. The transcript has 4 exons. Gene Ontology annotation, molecular function: zinc ion transmembrane transporter activity. NCBI's taxonomy places the organism in Eukaryota, Metazoa, Chordata, Mammalia, Macroscelidea, Macroscelididae.